UCUCCUGCAUUGCAGGCAGAUUCUUUUCCAUCUGAGUCACCAGAGAAGCCCCUUAAACAGGCCCAAACCUCACGCAGGUCACAGGAGAUCUCGCUGGGCAGGAGUGUAGCUUGUGAGCACAGACACGGUAGAAGGCAUGCCUGAAGCAGGCUCAGCUCCCAGAGGAGCUGGUGGCCAGGGCUUCCUCCUCCAGGUCCCCACACCCUUCCCGCUCAAGACUCAGCUCUGGCACCCUAGGCCCAUCACGCUCAUCUCUGGCAGGAAGGUGCUCUCACUAUAACAGCGGAGUCUCAGGCAUGAGGACAGCUUGGCUCUGGUGCCCCGGGCUAUGGGCCUCCAGUUGCCUGCAGCCCACGCGCUGGGUCCCUCCUCCCUUGUGGGGGUGAGGCAGGCAUGCCAGCCAGCAGAGAUCAGGACAAUGUCCCUAUUGAUUUUUGCCUCUUUCUGACUCCUGCCCUCAAAAUCUGCCCUUGGCCCCUGGGCUGUGGGAACUGAUGGCAAUUAUCCAGAGACACCUGUCCCCAGUGUCUGCUGCGGACUGACAUCCACAAAAGCAGGACACAGGGGCCACACGGACAGUCCUGUUCAAACUUGAGUUCGAUCCUGUCCCUGCUCUGCUCCACGGUCCUCACCCCAGUGGCUGGGCCUCGUCACCUCACCCACUCUCCUGCUUGCUAACCAGGAAGAGAGCCAAGCCUGCACCACCUCAGGACCUUCACACAUGCCACACCCUCAGCUUGGAGUAUCCUGCCUCCAGUCAGCCUUCGAGGCAGAGGUGUCUGAAAUCAGCAUCAGCCAGAACGAGAUUAACUUGGCCCUUAGGAACCUGAGGGCCUGGAUGAAAGAUGAGAAAGUGUCCAAGAACCUGGCCACUCAGCUGGACUCGGCCUUCAUCCGGAAGGAGCCCUUCGGCCUGGUGCUGAUCCUCUCCCCCUGGAACUACCCCUUGAACCUGAGCCUGGGGCCCCUGGUGGGCGCCCUCGCAGCAGGGAACUGCGUGGUCCUGAAACCCUCGGAGAUCAGCAAGAACACUGAGAAGGUCCUGGCCGAGGUGCUGCCCGGAUACCUGGACCAGAGCUGCUUUGCCGUGGUGCUGGGCGGGCCCCAGGAGACUGGGCGGCUACUGGAGCAUAAGUUCGACUACAUCUUCUUCACGGGGAACCCUCAAGUUGGCAAGAUUGUCAUGACUGCCGCCGCCAAGCACCUGACGCCCGUCACACUGGAGCUGGGAGGCAAGAACCCCUGCUACGUGGACGACAACUGCGACCCCGAGACCGUGGCCAACCGGGUGGCCUUCUUCCGCUGUUUCAAUGCCGGCCAGACCUGCGUGGCCCCCGACUACGUCCUGUGCAGCCCUGAGAUGCAGACGCGGCUGGUGCCCGCCCUGCAGAGUGCCAUCACCCGUUUCUAUGGCGACGACCCCCAGAGCUCCCCGGACUUGGGCCGCAUCAUCAACGAGAAGCAUUUCCAGCGGCUCCGGGGCCUCCUGAGCUGCGGUCGCGUGGCCAUUGGCGGCCAGAGUGAUGAAAGUGAUCUCUACAUCGCCCCCACGGUGCUAGUGGACGUGCAGGAGACCGAGCCGGUGAUGCAGGAGGAGAUCUUUGGGCCCAUCCUGCCCAUCGUGAACGUGAGGAGCCUGGGCCAGGCCAUCGACUUCAUCAACCGUCGGGAGAAGCCCCUGGCCCUCUACGUCUUCUCCAAGAGCAGCCAGGUGGUGAAGCGGGUCCUGGCCCAAACCAGCAGCGGGGGCUUCUGUGGGAACGACGGCUUCAUGCACUUGACCUUGGCCAGCCUGCCUUUUGGAGGAGUGGGCAGCAGCGGGAUGGGCAACUACCACGGCAGGUUCUCCUUCGACACCUUCUCCCACCACCGCGCCUGCCUGCUGCGCCCCCCGGGGCUGGAGAAGAUCUACGCCAUCCGCUACCCGCCCCACACUCCCCGCAACUUGAGGGUGCUGCUGAUGGCUAUGGGGACCCGCAGCUGCAGCUGCACCCUGCUCUGAGCCCACCCCAGGCACGGGGGCACCGAGCGUCCCUUCCAGCCCACGUCCACGAGUCCUCUGCUGCCGUGGACACCUGAGGCUGGCGGAGACACGACCUGGGAUCCACGACGCAGGGGGAAAGGAUCUGCCAAGGCCUCAGUCCAGACCAGUGCUUGCCUUCCUCCCUUCUCUUUUCAGGCCCUCAGCUGCCCCCCAACCAGGAUGGGCCAAGGUGUGGGAGCGUGGGAAACUGUAGCCUGCUCUCUAGCUCCCAGACUGGCCACCUAUGUCCCAGGAGAGUCGGGCAGCUGUGGGCACUUCUCGGGACCCCUCUUUCUGUGGAGGGGUGCAGAAGGGGCCCUGGCAUCUGGUCCAUGCCCUGCUGUGGACCUGCCAUGACCUGGGUCGUCCCUGCCCUCUCUGAGCCUGCCCCCCUAUCUCAUGUACAGAGGAGGUGAUGAACAUCAUCUCCUGAGAUCAUUGUGAGGAUUAAAUUUUGGAACAUAAUUGCGGACUCCAA
Molecule: messenger RNA, 2501 nt
Organism: Odocoileus virginianus texanus
Lineage: Eukaryota; Metazoa; Chordata; Mammalia; Artiodactyla; Cervidae
Source: RefSeq, a predicted model, not a curated record